UUAGAUUUUUGUUUCAUUGUUUUUAUUUUGGAAACAAUGUAAUGUUUUCUUCUUCAUUAAAUUGUCCUCUCUACAAAUGUAUAAAAGAAAAUAGAGUCGUAUAACUUCUCUCUGUUUGUUGCGUUCUCUGGUUUAUGGGGUUUCGUGUAACAGUACGCCAGUAAAUGUAACAUCCUCGUAUUUUGAGUGCUUAAAUCAUGAUUUCGGUAUAAGUAAUGUUAUUACUAAAUAAAGUUAAACUUGGCAUGAUGGGUCAUAUUACCCAAAACCAUUCCAAAUUAGUUCAAAUUAAAGAGAUUUAAAAGAGGAAAAGAAUGAAGGAUAUAAAUCCCUCUAGAUAGUAGGGUCGUCCUCCAUCAAGUCAAGUAUUGGGUUACACUUCUAUUGUGUUAUAACCAACUUACUUAAUAGACUCUCAUUCACCGAAGAGAAGUGAGCUCUUGUUUCUAGUUCAUUAUGAUGGGAAAAGCCCCAGUUUCCAAGCCAACCUUUAAAUCUACACGUAGCCAUCCUUAUGAGUUAAUUUAAUGGGGUGGGAGGUAGAUGGGUAGUUCAUCCGGGAAGAGCUGGCUGCCACCCUUAUCUCAUCCCUUCUUUCUAAGCAUCAAGAGAAAUAUAAGGACAGAAACCUCUUCAUCAUCUUCCUUUCUCAUUACCAUCUACCUUAGUUCUUGUGGCCAUCGGUGGCGGAAAGAGUCGCUAGCUGUGGGGGAUUUGGUGGAUCGGGUAUUGGAGACAUACCUAAGGUGAGAUUUCCCCCUAUAAUCCUAUCGGUUGGUGCUGCAAGGGGAAGAAGGAGAGUAAGAAAAGCAUGCAUCGUCACUAGGGACAUAUCUAGGGUAUCUCACGUUAGAGUAGUACGAGGAUAACUUCAUCCGGGAAGAAGAAAUAGGUUGUAGGAGGAUUCUGAGUUUUCUCUACAUACCACCUUCCAUGGGUUCUGUCACAUGUGGCAGAUGACAUGGCGCCAACAAGGUGACAACAUGGCAGCAGCACAUGUGGCAUGCAUGGAAGGCUAGUAGCAUAGAGAUGCUCCUAGGAUUCUCCACCAUAAUGUAGAGCUUUAUAGUGCACUUAUGAGUCACAUAAUGGUGACAUUGAUAGAGUGCAUAAUGGGGGGACUUAAUGGGGUGUAUUGAUGUAGUAGAGGGACUUUAUGAGGGGCAUUGAUGCCUUGUAUGUGGAGAGGCCUAUAUAAGGAGCCAUCUCCCUCAUUUGUACUCAUUCCAUCAUUUUUGAGAGUAAUACACACUAGAGAGUUCUCCCAUUUCCUUUGUCUUUGUUCUUGUUCUUUGCUUUCAAGUGAGUUGAGAGAAAGGCUGCCUAGCGCUCUAACGGAAUUGAGAGCUAGGACCGCACGAUCAAGAGUAAGGUCGUGACAAGUGGUAUCAGAGCCUGGUUCGGCUUUGUGCUAGCAAAGUUGAACCUAGAGCCAGAAGGAAAGGAAGAACCUCACCAAAAAUGUCGGGAUCAGAAGUCCACGACGAUGAGAAGCACCGUGGAAGGGAUACCGUGAAGAAUCCCAAACCAAAGGGUGAAAAGUCAAGCACUCGUGAUCCUAUGACGUCUCUAGAGAGGCGUGUCUCUAGAAUGGAGGUGAAGUUGGCGGAAGACAUCAGUGCCAUCGAGGAUUUGGGAGCAAACUUCACCCAAGUCGAAAGCGAUUUUCAAGGUAUGAAUGCUCGUUUGUCGAGCUUGGAGAUUGGUAAUGAUGGCUUACGAGAAGAGCUUGCGGCCCUCAUCAACAACACCAUCACCACAUCCUUGAACAACGCCAUUGGAGUUGUGAAAGAGCAAGUCCAGGCUGAGCUGGUCGGCGUGAAGGAGGAGAUUGCAGAUCUCAAGAGUGAGGUCACUCUCGUGAAGAGAGCCAUGGCUAGCGGACCAGCUGCGGUGCAAUCCGUCCCACGUGCUGAUAUUCCAAGACCGAAGAGCUUCGGAGGUUCACGGAAUGCGAGGGAGUUAGAGAACUUCCUUUGGAGUCUUGAGCAGUACUUCAAGGCGUCCGGCAUCCAAGAGGAUGAGGUAAAGAUUCGUACCGCUCCACUUUACUUGGUUGAUGUUGCCAUGGUGUGGUGGAGGCGACGUGAAGCGGACGUCGAAAGAGGUACUUGUGUGAUGGCAACGUGGGAAGAUUUCAAGAGAGAGAUCAAGAGGCAGUUCUACCCAGAGAACGUGGAGUUUGAAGCCCGUUCGAAGUUGAGAAGACUCACCCAGAGGGGUGGAGUUCGAGAAUACGUGAAAGAAUUCUCGGAGCUGCUUCUAGAGAUCCCGGACAUCACGGACAAGGAGGCCAUGCACGGCUUUCUUGAUGGGCUGCAACCAUGGGCCAAGAUGGAGAUGCAACGUCGAGGAGUGCAAGACCUUGCAACUGCCAUGGCCACGGCAGAGUCUUUUGUCGAGUACAAACGACAAGAGAGCAGCGGCAGAGAGAAGAGUUCGAAGCCCAACAAAGGUGGAGAACAGCAGAAGCCUUUCAAGGAGGGUUCUCGCACUCAACAACACCAAGGUGGUUCGAGCAAAGGGGGUAAGUACGAGCCAAAACCCAUGACUUGUUUCCUUUGCGACGGACCACAUCGAGUGCGAGAUUGCCCAAGAAAGGCGAGAUUAGCAGCCAUGGGGGCUCAAGAUGAGGAGCCCAAGGCGGCGGAGGCCAAGAUUGGCUCAAUCCGCAAGCUUGGCGCGGCAAAGACCGACGUCAAGGAGAGCAAGCGGGGGAGGUGCUAUGUUCUGGCGCAAUUCAUGCAAGGCGAGUCAAAAGCCUUGGUGGAUACCGGUGCCACAGACAACUUUCUUCGCGUCGAGGAGGCGAACCGGCUGGGUAUUGCCUACGAGAAGGGGCAAGGGAGGCUCAAGACGAUCAAUUCGGAGUCCAUCCCGAUUCAUGGAGUGGCGCACAACGUACCAAUAAAGCUUGGCGAGUGGGAAGGCCUCAUCGACUUUUCCGUCGUCACCAUGGACGAUCACCCAGUCAUUCUCGGCAUCCACUUCCUCGACAAGGAGGGAGUGCUUUUGAAGCCCAACUCCAACACGAUGUGCUUGGAGAAGGAAGGGGAGUUCCAUACUGUUCAUCUCUUGAGAGAAGAUGGUCCCCAUAGUGCUCUAUCGGCCAUGCAAGUGGUGAAGGGGUUCAAGAAGAAUGAACCAACCUUUCUCGUAUCCUUGAAGAUGGAGGAAGAUGGAGGCUCAACGGGAAUCACAACUCCCAUCAUCGAAGGUGUCCUCAAAGAGUUCGAUGAUGUGAUGCCAUCGGAGUUUCCCAAGAAACUACCACCAAGAAGAGAGGUGGACCACAAGAUCGAGUUGGAGCCGGGAGCGAAGCCCCCUUCGCGAGCACCAUACCGCAUGUCGCCACCGGAGUUAGAAGAAUUGCGGAGGCAACUCAAGGACUUGGUGGACGCAGGCUACAUGCGGCCAUCAAAGUCACCUUUUGGAGCACCGGUGCUGUUCCAAAAGAAGAAGGAAGGGUCGUUGCGGAUGUGCAUCGACUAUAGAGCCAUCAACAAGUUGACGGUGAAGAACAAGUGGCCGAUUCCCAACAUUGCCGACUUGUUCGACCAGCUUGGAGAUGCAAUGUGGUUCACCAAGCUAGAUCUUCGCUCGGGCUACUAUCAAGUGCGGAUAGCAGAGGGCGACGAGCCAAAGACGGCUUGUGUGACGAGGUAUGGCUCUUACGAGUUUCUUGUGAUGCCAUUCGGUCUCACCAACGCACCAGCCACGUUUUGCACUUUGAUGAAUCAAGUGUUCGAGCCAUUCUUGGACCGGUUUGUCGUGGUCUACUUGGAUGACAUCGUCGUGUAUAGCAAAACACUCGAUGAGCAUGCCGAGCACCUACGCCAAGUCUUCCAAGUCCUUCGCGACAACGAGUUGUACGUCAAGAGGGAGAAGUGCACUUUUGCCGCCACGGAGGUUCCAUUCUUGGGGCACGUCAUUGGUGGAGGCAAGUUGAAGAUGGAUGGAGCAAAGGUGCAGGCAAUCCAAGAAUGGGAGCCGCCGACGAAGGUGCCAGAGUUGCGGUCAUUCCUCGGCCUUGCCAACUACUAUCGGAGGUUUAUCAAGGGCUACUCCAACGUUGCAGCACCCUUGACGGAUCUCUUGAAGAAGAACAAGGCGUGGGAUUGGUCGGAAAGGUGCCAAGAAGCGUUCGAGGCCUUGAAAGCAGCGGUGACGAAGGAGCCCGUGCUCGUGCUCCCCAACCCGAUGUUGGCCUACGAAGUGCAGACCGAUGCAUCCGACUUUGCAAUCGGGGGCGUGUUGAUGCAAGAUGGGCAUCCCAUUGCCUUCGAGAGUCGAAAGCUCAGCGAGACGGAGAGGCGAUACACCGUUCAAGAGAAGGAGAUGACAGCCGUGGUGCAUUGCUUGCGCACAUGGAGGCACUACUUGUUGGGGUCAAAGUUCGUAGUGAAGACGGACAACGUGGCAACGAGCUACUUUCUGACGCAGAAGAAGCUCACCCCUAAGCAAGCAAGGUGGCAAGACUUUUUGGCCGAGUUCGACUUCGUUAUGGAGUACAAUCCAGGCAAGGCGAAUUCCGUUGCCGAUGCUCUUAGCCGCAAGAGUGCAGCCGCAAGCAUCAGCCAGCCCACGUUUCCUUUGAAGGAGCGGAUCGUUGAAGGCCUUGGCCAUGACCCCUUCGCCAAAACCGUAACGGAGUACAUUGAGCAAGGUAAAACUCGGCGGUUUUGGAUGAAGGAUGGGCUCAUCAUGACCAAGGGAGAGCGGAUGUUCGUGCCAAGAUGGGCCAACUUGAGGAAGGAGAUCAUGAAGGAGUGCCAUGAUUCCAAGUGGGCGGGCCAUCCCGGCAUCGAGAGAACGCAAGCGCUCAUCGAAGAAGCAUAUUUCUGGCCGCGUAUGAGAGACGACGUGGAGAUGUAUGUGAAGACUUGUCUUGUGUGCCAACAAGACAAGAUGGAGCAGAGAAGCCCGGCAGGCUUGCUAGAGCCCUUGCCCACGCCUCAACGACCAUGGGAGAGUGUGAGCAUGGACUUCAUCAUCGAACUUCCCAAAGUCGAUGGGUGCGGUUGCAUCAUGGUUGUGGUGGACAGAUUCUCGAAGUAUGGAGUGUUCAUUCCUGGGCUAAAAGACUUAACGGCGGAGGAUGCAGCACGGCUAUUCUUCAAGAACGUGGUCAAGUAUUGGGGCAUUCCUAGCAGCAUCGUGAGCGACAGAGAUGGCCGCUUCACGGGCAGAUUUUGGCGAGAGUUGUUCAAGAUCAUGGGCUCAAACUUGAACUUCUCGACGGCAUUUCAUCCUCAAAGCGACGGACAGACGGAGCGGGUGAAUGCCUUGUUGGAAGUGUACGUACGGCAUUACGUGAGUGCCAACCAACGAGAUUGGGUGAAGUUGAUGGACACGGCGCAGUUUUCCUACAACUUACACCGCAGCGAGUCGACCAACACGAGUCCAUUUGAGUUGGCGACGGGGCAACAACCUUUGACACCUACGACGGUGGCAACGGGGUAUAGAGGCAACAGUCCAGCGGCCUACAAGUUCGGUAAAGGUUGGCACGAGAAGAUGGAGAUGGCCAAGUCUUACUUAGCCCGCGCUAGUAAGAAGAUGAAUAAAUGGGCGGACAAGAAGCGGCGGCACUUGGAGUUUGAAGAGGGAGACAUGGUGAUGGUCAAGUUCUACCCUCAUCGGUUCAAACAUCUCAAGAACGUGCACAAGGGACUGCUUCGCCGCUAUGAAGGGCCAUUCCCCAUCGUGAAGAGGAUUGGCAAUGUGGUAUACAAGGUAGAGCUGCCGACGCACUUAGAGAUCCAUCCGGUCUUUCAUGUGAGCCAACUCAAACCUUACCACGAAGACAAGGAGGACGAGCAGCGAAGGGAGCCGCAGCGCGCACCAACACUCGUCACCAAGACACACGACCAUGAAGUCGAAGAAAUCAUGGCGCGUCGUGUCAUUCCUCGUCGCGGCGUACAUCCAAGCUUUGUGGAGUACUUAGUCAAGUGGCGCAACCUUCCGGAGAGUGAAGCAACAUGGAAGAAAGAGCUCACGCUUUGGAAGAACAAGGACUUGAUCGAAGCAUUCCAUCAAGAGGACGCGACGAGGGCGUCGCGAGCAUAGGUGGGGGAGGAUGUCACAUGUGGCAGAUGACAUGGCGCCAACAAGGUGACAACAUGGCAGCAGCACAUGUGGCAUGCAUGGAAGGCUAGUAGCAUAGAGAUGCUCCUAGGAUUCUCCACCAUAAUGUAGAGCUUUAUAGUGCACUUAUGAGUCACAUAAUGGUGACAUUGAUAGAGUGCAUAAUGGGGGGACUUAAUGGGGUGUAUUGAUGUAGUAGAGGGACUUUAUGAGGGGCAUUGAUGCCUUGUAUGUGGAGAGGCCUAUAUAAGGAGCCAUCUCCCUCAUUUGUACUCAUUCCAUCAUUUUUUAGAGUAAUACACACUAGAGAGUUCUCCCAUUUCCUUUGUCUUUGUUCUUGUUCUUUGCUUUCAAGUGAGUUGAGAGAAAGGCUGCCUAGCGCUCUAACGGAAUUGAGAGCUAGGGCCGCACGAUCAAGAGUAAGGUCGUGACAGUUCUUACGGGUAGUUUAACUUGAGAGUGAGUUAUUAUAAUUAAUGGGAUUGUGAUUCUUGAGUGCUUUCCCAUGAGUUUAAGCAUGUGUUGAUUUUAGAUGGGGGUGUACUUAUAUUUAUGCCUGCAAUUAUAUGUAUACGAAUUCUGUUGUGUUGAAUUGAAAAGUAGGUAAGUAUUGGAUUAAUUAAAAAGAGAAUUUAAUUAGUUGAGAAAGGGAGCAGGGUGUGAGAAUGAUGGGGUAUAGAUAUGUAUAUUUAUAGGGAUAUGAGGCACGAAUUUGGGGUAAUCAAGGUGAUGUCCAGUGAGUAGCUGGGUGUGCGUUAUGUGGUAAAGAGAUUAACUGGUUACGUAUAACAAUUCGUAUUAAUUAUAUUAUUUAGAUUAUGUUCAUCGGUUAAUUAAUAGAUAAAUUGUUAGCUAUGAUAUUAAAUGUGGUCAUCUUAUUUCUUAAAGGAAAGGAGCUAGCAGGGGAAACAUCAAGAGGCAAGGGUAUAGUUGAAUAAACGUGAAGUGAGUAAUUCCUAACUUAGUAGCUCAACUAAUAUGAGCAUGAUAUUUGGGUCAUGAAGCGGCCCAAAUACAAAAUUCUUCAAUUAAAUGUGGAUGAUUAUUGUGGUGAAAUGGUUUUUGUGAUGAAUUAUAUUAUGUGAGUCUCUUAAUGGUCUUAAUAGUGUGAUUCAGUAUAUGAUGGGAAAAAUGGAAAAUGUGAUGAUGGUGAGUAGAGGCCGUGAUGCAUGUGUGAAUGAUAAUUAUGAUGGGUAAUGUUGAAUGAGAGGCAUGAAGAGCCUCCUUGAUGAUAAUAAUGAUGAUAGUCAUGGAUGAUUGUGGUGGCUGUAAUGAUAAAUAGUAAAUUAAACGAAUGUUAAAUGUAAAUAACAUACCAUGGUGAGUCAGGCAUCCAAAAGGGGGAGUAGAGGAGUAGGGAUGCUGGCGAGAAGCCACGGUAGCAAUUGUGGUGAGAGACCACACUAGUAUCGGUGGUGAGAAGCCACCAUGUUAUAUAGAGGCGAGAAGCCUUGUAUUGUGUGGUGAGAUGCCACAUUGUGAUGGAGGCGAUAAGUCUUGAGGUGAGAAGCCUCAUUAAGGGAGAGACUUUCCGGUGCCUUAGGUUGGUGUAGGGGGAGAGUCCUAGGCAUCGAGGAUGAGGUGGAGGAGGCGGAGUAGGGAAGAAAUGGUAAAGGGAAUUGGUGGGGUGCAUGACUAAGCCUGAUAAUAUGGAACUUUGAUGAUGAAUUGCAAACCUGUAUAUAUAUGAACUAUGUGUGAUGGAUGUGUGGGUAUGUAUGUUUGCGUAUGAUGAAGUAAGACUUUAGUAUCAUGAAAAUUAUGAGUUGAAUGUUAGAUGUGAAAAUUAAUAUCGUUAAUGCUUAAUGUUAUGGUUAUAUUAGUUCUGAUACUAGGAUAGGGCUUACUCAUUGACGUGACGUCUCACUCCCGUCAAUAUUUUUCCCUCAGAUUUGAGAAGCAGAAGUAGAAGUUGGGGACAAGGCAAGCUCCAGUUUGACCGCGAUGAGGUGGGCGGAUGACUCGAAUCUCCACAUGUACAUAUUAGGGCUUUUGGGAAAAGAAAAGGGGUUUUCUUUUAUGCAUGUUUGAAAUAAUUAUCAGGUGUUGUAAUAUAGUUUAAGCAAAUAU
Molecule: messenger RNA, 8154 nt
Organism: Linum trigynum
Lineage: Eukaryota; Viridiplantae; Streptophyta; Magnoliopsida; Malpighiales; Linaceae
Source: the annotation of a GenBank genome assembly